This is a messenger RNA of Rhodotorula toruloides NP11, 1617 nucleotides long. RefSeq names its product eukaryotic translation initiation factor 3 62 kda subunit. NCBI's taxonomy places the organism in Eukaryota, Fungi, Basidiomycota, Microbotryomycetes, Sporidiobolales, Sporidiobolaceae. The coding region runs from base 1 to 1617 and encodes 538 amino acids. Gene Ontology annotation, biological process: tRNA methylation. The transcript has 8 exons. The record is from RefSeq and is a predicted model, not a curated record. Gene Ontology annotation, cellular component: nucleus; tRNA (m1A) methyltransferase complex.
AUGGCUGAAGCAGAGCAGUUACGGACUACUGCGACUGCGACUGAACAGGCUGCACCGGCGCCAGCUGCCACAGAGUCUGCCAAACUACGCCCUUCCUCCUCACUGUCAAAGGAGACGCCGUCCCGCGCCUACAUCCGCCAGGGGGACAAUGUGCUUCUCAAAUUGCCCUCUGGCAUCAUCAAGCCGGUCAAGAUCCAGCCAAACGGGACCAUCUCGCUUGGCAAAUACGGCAGCUUUAAAGGGCACGAGCUGGUCGGGCGAGCGUACGGGCACACGUACGAGAUCUCGGAGGAGGGGAAGCUCUCGACGGUCCAGGUCACGCUCAACGAGAUCGAGGAGACGGAGGCGAACAACGAGUUUAUCACGUCGUCAGGCGCCCAGGCUCUCUCGUUCGUCGACAUCAAGGCCUUGAAGGAGAGCGGGCUCAGCGGAAGGGAGAUCAUCCAGAAGCAGAUCGAGGAGCAUAAGACCUAUGAGCUGAAGACGGAGUACAGCAAGGAGAAGUACAUGAAGAAGAAGGAGGCAAAGUACCUCCAGAUGUUCACGCCGCUCGAGCCGACCGUUCACAUGAUCGCCCAGUACCACUUCGAGAAGCAGCCUUCAAAGACGCGCGAACUCCGACCAGACACGCUCGCCAACAUGCUCGCCAUGGCGAACGUGCGGCCUGGCAGUCGGCUGCUAGUCGUCGAAGACAUCGGUGGAUUGCUCGUUGCGGCAGCGGUGGAACGGAUGGGAGGCGACGGGCGCAUCUGCGUCAUCAACGACGCCGACUCUCCUCCCGACCUGCAUCUCCUCGAGCAUUUCAACUUCUCCCCCUCCGACAUCGCGCCCAUCACGUCCAUCCACUGGGCCGCGACAGACGAGUCCUGGUCGCCGCCAGACCUGCCACUCGAGCUAGCCGAACUCGACAAGGAGAAGGAGCGGGAAACGGAGGCUGCGAAGGGCAAGGGAAAGGAAGGGAGCGCGCCGAAGCGGAAUACGCGCGAGCUGCAUAAGCUGCGGAAGCGGAAGGCGACGUUUCAGAAGGUGCAGGACGCGAGGGACGAGUACUUCCGAGGCGGGUUCGACGGCGUUCUCAUUGCGAGCGAAUACGAGCCUCUAUCGGUUAUCGAGCGACUACUACCCAGCAUCGGUGGCUCAGCACCGAUCGUCGUCUACUCCCAGAAUGUCCAGCUCCUCUUCUCCGCCAACCUUGCCCUCCGCAACCACCCCGCCAUCAUCUCCCCUACCAUCACGGAGCCGUUCCUGCGACAAUACCAAGUCCUGCCCGGCCGAACACAUCCCGAAAUGCAAGGGAUGUCGCACGGCGGCUAUAUCUUGAGCAUGAUCCGGGUGCUCGAGAAUGCGGAUGCGCAGGCUGUGGGGAUUGGCGGACGAAGAGGGAAGAAGCGAAGCGCUGCGGCUGUUGUGGCGGGAUCGGCGACUGAGCAGGAGAACGGAGACAGUCGGGCAACGAGUGUGAGCGCGAGCGAGAAGGAGCCGGAGACCAAGCGGGCGAAGGUGGACGGCGCAGAAGCUGGCGGCGAAGGGAGCGGCAGUCCAGCAGAUGCAGGCGGCCACGUAGAAGCGAUGCAGGUCGAGCUGAGUGCGGCGGUAGACGGUGUAGCACCGCUAUGA